AUGGAGUAUACGCAUGUUGCAACGCCGGAACGGUGUUAUGCUGACUUCUGUUUGAUUCCCGUCGGCACAGGCAAUGUCUCAGUCGCAGAGGAAGUAGCCGAGGUGCAGAAGCUGCUUAAGGCCAGUGGACUCACUUACACGAUGCAUUCUGCGGGGACUACUGUUGAGGGAUCAUGGGACGAAGUCAUGAAAGUCAUCGGACAGGCACAUAGUGUAGUCCAUUCUAAGGGUGUUGUUCGUGUGCAGUCGUCGAUGAGGGUUGGGACUAGGACGGACAAGAAGCAGACAGCGGCAGACAAGGUCAAGCGUGUUGAGGAUCUUUUAGCAAAGCAAACUACCAGCUCUUAA
Molecule: messenger RNA, 348 nt
Organism: Daldinia childiae
Lineage: Eukaryota; Fungi; Ascomycota; Sordariomycetes; Xylariales; Hypoxylaceae
Product: UPF0045 protein ECM15
Exons: 4
Coding region: 1-348 (115 amino acids)
Cellular component (GO): cytosol
Source: RefSeq, a predicted model, not a curated record